This is a messenger RNA of Fomitopsis serialis, 4671 nucleotides long. RefSeq lists its product as uncharacterized. NCBI's taxonomy places the organism in Eukaryota, Fungi, Basidiomycota, Agaricomycetes, Polyporales, Fomitopsidaceae. The record is from RefSeq and is a predicted model, not a curated record. Gene Ontology annotation, cellular component: membrane; intracellular membrane-bounded organelle. Gene Ontology annotation, molecular function: ABC-type transporter activity; ATP hydrolysis activity; ATP binding. The transcript is spliced from 21 exons. Bases 1 to 4671 code for a protein of 1556 amino acids. Gene Ontology annotation, biological process: lipid transport; transmembrane transport.
AUGGCCGGACGCUGGAGGCUAUUCUGGGGGCAGUUCGCCGCCCUCGUGUGGAAGAACUGGAUCGUGCUGUCGAAGCACCCUUGGCUAAACGUGUUGCGAUGCGUGCUGCUUCCUAUCGGUUAUGGCGUCUUUCUUGCGGUCGCUCAACUGUUCUUGACCAAGCCCAACAAUUAUGGACUAGGCACUGCCGUAGCCGUUCCACGCUUGAUCGACCAGUAUGAUGGUUCCAUCGCUCUUGUCUGGGCGGACAGCACCGAUGGUACGGGGUCACCGUCUGCCCAGGACAUAAUGUCGCACAUCAUGAGUGGAUUCAGCUCAAAGCAGUUGAAAAAUGUCCGAAAGGUAACCGCCGCAAGCAACAUCCCUGCGACGUGCCCAGAGAACUUCAACGGAUUCUCGGAGUGUUACGCUGCAGUCGUAUUCAACAUCCUACCGGGCAAUACUAGCAAUGUGGGAGCUUCUACGAAUGCGAGCGCGUUGCAGGCGUUCAACUAUACCAUCCGGGCGGACAGCGGUCUGUACUACGUCAAUGUAGCCAAGCACACGAGCAGCUACGAGGAGCGCGUCCUCCCCUUGCAAUGGGCGAUCGACAGCGCCAUUGUUGAGCUGACAACAGGCAGAACACCGGAGACACCGAUGGAGUGGCCGUUCACACAGGAGUCCAACACCGAGCAAUACACGGACAUCCGGCUGAGCUACAUCCGCGGCCUGCGGACCCUGCUCGUGCUCGCCCUGUUCAUCUGCUACAUCGGCAUCGCGUACCAGCUCCCGGGCGCCUUCAUGGGCGAGCGCGCGAACCUGCUCACGAGCCACCUGCAGGCGAUGGGGCUCAUGGACUCUGCGCGCAUCCUCUCCUGGCACGUCAGCACGUCCCUCGUGUACCUCCCCGCGUGGAUCGUGGUCGCGCUGAUCUGGCACUACCGCAUCUUCACCGCGACGAACGCGGGGCUCGUGCUCGUCGUGCACCUCCUCCUCGGCUUCACCCUCGCGAGCUGGUCCUUCUUUGUGUCCGCGCCGUUUGGGAAGAGCCCCCAACUUGCGGCGAUCGCGUCGACCGUGCUGGCGAUCGUGUUUGCGAUAUUGGCUCUGGUGGACGGGCACGCGACUACGGGCGCGGCGUUCUUCUAUACGCUGUUCUUCCCGCCUGGGUUCUAUAUCUUCGCAAUUCGGUGCAUGUGCGGGUUCGAGCUUCAUCUAAUAGGGACGAAUGUGGUCAAGCCGGACCCUGACAACCAACUUGUCUUGUUACCUCUGAUCUUUGCGGCCAUCAUCGACAUAUUCCUAUGGCCAUGGCUCGCCAUCCUGCUCGAACGUCAGCUAUACGAUGCACGCAAUCCCUCUUCGUUCUCCUGGCGCUUCUGGAGGAAGAAGACAGUGGAGCCGGACGAGGGUGUCCAGCAGAUGCCUCCGGGCAUUGCCAUUUCCAUCAAGAACCUAGGCAAAGACUUCAGGACGUCGAUGUUCAAGAAAGGAGGAGGACUGGUUACGGCCGUCGCGGAUCUCAGCCUGGAGAUACCCAAGACAGGGAUCUUCGUGUUGCUCGGGUCGAACGGUGCUGGAAAGUCGACAACGAUGCGGAACGAAGCGCCCUCCACUGGGACGAUCGGUCUCGUUCCGCAGAAGAACGUGCUGUUCCCUGAGUUGACGUGCUACCAGACCUUGAAAGUGUGGAAGGCCAUCAAGCCGCCGAUGCGCGACGACGGCGUUGACGACGAGGACAUUGAGCAACUCCUACGGGAUUGCGACCUGGGCAAGAAGGUCCAUUACAAUGCGAAUGCGCUGAGCGGUGGUCAGAAGAGGAAGCUGCAGCUGGCGAUUGGGUUGGUUGGAGGGUCUAAGAUCUUGCUGGUCGAUGAGUGCACAUCCGGAGUCGACCCUCUGUCGCGUCGCGCUCUCUGGAGGACGCUCACAUCUGUCCGGCACGAGAGGACGGUCGUGUUUACCACGCAUUUCCUGGAUGAAGCGGACCUACUUGCAGAUACUAUCGCCGUCCUCGCUGCUCCUGGGAAGCUUGUUGCCCAGGGUACUCCGGUAGCCUUGAAGUCGCAUUAUGGCCAAGGCUAUACAGUGCAAGUCACCUUCAAUGCUUCUGCAGACACGCAGGAGAAGCCGUCCGCAGAUCCAUCGGAGCUACUCGAACGCAUACGGCCUCUCGUCCCAGAUGCUUAUGUUACGUCUGCAGCUCCUGGAGAAGCCGCGUAUCAUCUCAACGCAAAGGACCCUGGCACGGUGCACAAGGUGCUCGAGGUGAUGGAGGUAGGACGUGAGGCCGGGAAGCUGAGCUCUUACUCAGUGCUCAGCACGUCCAUAGAGGAUAUCUUCCUGGGGCUCAUGCAUGCCAACAACGACGGAAAGCCAGAGACGUCGGACCGUUCGUCGUCGGUUUCGCCCUCGCCAGUUCUGGGAGAGAACGACAAGGUCGAGAAGACGACGGGGUCAGCUUUGCUGCCCGUGCUCUCGCACGGGUCCGCUCCUGUGCUGGAGCUGACUACUGGCAGGAAGAGAAUGCCUCUUAGUCAGGCCCUCACUAUCUUCCAUAAGCGCGUUAUGAUCGCCCGUCGAAGCUGGCUAACACCUUUCCUCGCGGUCUUGGUCGCCAUCGGAGGCUCCUGCGUCCCACUGUUCUUCAUCGCUGGUCGGGCGCCUCCGAGCUGUGUACAGACAUACCAUAAUGCCAUCCCCAUCCCGUUAUAUGCACCGGAGUCUCCCAUCAUCCUGGCGGUCACCUCCCGGUUGCUAUCGUCGCUUGGCUCUGCGAUGCAGUUGGUGCCCGUCCAGAACAUUACCGAUAACUCAACGUUUGUCAACACCAUCAACCAGAACUACCAGAAUCUCUCCUUGGGUGGCGUGUCUAUGGACCUCGACUCCGGCUCGACGCUCAUCGCAUGGGAAGCAACGCCUCCGGGCUAUACUGGCCUCGUGAUGCUCAAUCUGGCCUCGAAUCUGGUGUACAACCAUGCGCUCAACAGCUCGGGAGCGGGUCUUGGCGUUCCGAGGGUGAUCGCGACGAACUUCGAGAAUCUGGUUGGCUUCGAUGCGGGGACGUUGGUGGCUCUGAAGUGGCUUGCGUUUUACGGCGCUGCGAUGUCUGUGUUCCCUGCGUUCUUCUCGCUCUACGUAUCGAAGGAGCGGCGGUCGGCAGUUCAGGCCAUGCAACUCUCGAACGGAUUGUCCAACCCAGUCGGUCUCUGCGUCAUCAUCAUCGUUUUCGCCACCGCGUCUAAUCAAUUCGCCGGUCUUGGGUUCUUCUGGAUUGUCCUUGUGCUCUACGGCAUUGUUGGGGCGUUGUUCUCGUACUGUGUUUCUUUGGCAGUCACGUCGCCCCUGGCUGCUUUUGCCGCUUCGGCAGGCUACCAAGUGAUCAUGUUCAUUCUCUACUUCGCAGCGUUCCUUCUGACACUCACCUACGCGAAGACGUCAGCGGAUGACCAUGAUUUGACACUUAUUCACUUCACGAUGGCCAUCGCGUCACCCGUUGCAAAUGCCCUUCAAGCAGCAUUCGUAUCUGUCAAUCUGUUUUCCCUCCUGUGCGACAACGACCAGCCUGCCACUACGGCUUCCAUGGGGAUGAUGUCACGAUACGGCGGACCAAUCGUCUACUUGAUCGUCUACGCAUUCGUGCUCUUCGGAAUACUAGUGUGGGUUGACUCUGGCUCGGUCCUGCCGCGGCGCUUCAGUUCCCCAAAGAAGGGACCACGUACCUUGCAUCCAGACGCAUCAGCUGCGAGCGCUGCUGGGCGCAAAGACGUGGACGAUGAAGCAACAACGCGUGGUCAAGGCUUCGGCUCGAGUGACAACAGGGUCGUGGACAAUGUGAGCUUCGGUGUAUCCCAGGACACAGUGUUCGCCCUCCUCGGCCCAAAUGGCGCCGGGAAGACAACGACGUUCAACAUGAUCCGUGGCGACGUCAUUCCGGACGAGGGCGAUGUUCUCAUCAACGGUGUGUCCGUGGUCAGCCACCCGCGCUCCGCCCGCCUAUCGCUCGGAGUCUGUCCGCAGUUCACUGCCAUCGACACCGAGCUCACCGUGGAGGAGCACCUCAUCGUGUACGGCCGCCUGAAGGGGCUGUACCGUGGUGAGGAGCUCAAUCGGAACGUCCAAGCGCUCAUGCGCGCGACGUCGUUGGAUAUUAUGCUGACCGCCUGGCGGUCCGACUCUCUGGCGGAAUCAACGGAAGUUGGCGUUGGCCAUCGCGCUCAUCGUGACUCUGCCGCGUUUGUCUCAGGGAAUCCCUCUGUCGUGCUCAUUGAUGAGUUCUCCACGGGUAUUGACGCGAAGAUGAAGCGGGAGAUGUGGGGCACGCUCAGGACGGUGGCGGUGGGCAAGGCUAUUGUCAUCACGACGCACUCCAUGGAGGAAGCGUCUGCGCUAGCCAAUAAAGUGGGCAUACUGGCUAAGAAACUGCUAGCUGUUGGCACGACGGACGCGCUCGCAGAACGGUAUGCCACGUAUGAGGUACAUUUCUCUUGCCGCACGCGCGAGGAGGUUGUCCGCGCGCAGGAGCUCAUGACUCAGAUACCCGGAGCGCGCAUGGCAGACGAUGUCGCAACGCGCUUCGAGGUGCCGUUGGGGACGGAUAUGUCCCUCGCACGGCUGUUCGGAUUGCUCUCGUCACAGAGGACUUCGCCGAGUUCACUGUCGACAGAGCAGGACUCGAAAGCAUAUUCUUGA